Molecule: messenger RNA, 1980 nt
Organism: Cuscuta campestris
Lineage: Eukaryota; Viridiplantae; Streptophyta; Magnoliopsida; Solanales; Convolvulaceae
Source: the annotation of a GenBank genome assembly
CCACAAAAUCAAACGGUUUGCAAUUCCGUGAAGAAACGAUGGAGAUAUGACCAGAAUCCGGCAGGCUGUCCAAUUGUGACGGGAAUGACAAAGUUGGUGAAUUUCGACGUUGUUUUCACUCCCGUUCUUUUGCAAGGGACUUUCACGGCUGUUGGACAUGAUGACAUUCUCACUCGUUCACUCGGUACUUCUGAGCAUCCUGGCAGGACUAGAGGUGUCGGGUCACUCGUCGGGCUACGAAAUGUUUUUAAGGGGAAAAAGAAUUCUAAAAAGUCUGAUGGAUUGUUCAUGGCGCAAGACAACUUGGAGCAGUUCAGGAACUCUGUCCUUAAUGACGCGUUCACCAUGUACACACAACGACUUCCCCAGCUUUUUCAGUCUCUUGGAGUUCAAGUGUCAGGAAGCAUUGAGAACAUUGCCAACAUUUCGCAACAAUUGCCCAUGUCUACACCACAAUUUCAGCAGAGCAGCAAGGCUUCAGUAGAUCUUGACCCAUUUGCAGACCUUACUGAGAUGAGUCGUUGCCACAUGAGUAUUACUGAUCCUAUUGAUGCCAUAGUGGCACGUGGAUCAGUAUUCCCGUGUUCUCCAGGAGUGUCCCUUCACAAUGCUCCCCUCCCAUACAACCAUGUCAAAGUAUCUAUGGAUGUGGUGCUUGAUGGUAUGGGGGACUAUCCUAUACCGACUCCGACGGAUGAGCACACCACUGUUUCUUCGACUUUGGGGAGCAUGUGUGCCUGGCCAAAAGCCUUGGUUCACCUUGGAGAUCCUCCAUUAGGGUCUCCUGUCCUACCUACCUUGAGGGGCAUGGGAUCUUCUACCAAAGGAUUCUCCCGUGUAUCAGCGUACUCGGAGGAUUCUCCCCACCUUAGUCAUCAUUCCUCGCAGCAACUCAACUCUCAUCAUUCAUUUAGUCAACAUUCCUCACAGCAGCCUCAUACUCAUACUGAGCCUCCCUUCCAGCGUGUCGUUGAACCCGGGCUCUAUGCGACUUUAGGUCCAAGGUGUAGGGAUUUGUGCCACUGGUUGACACGAAUGGAGGACCUCACAAACAUUGAGAUCUUGAUAGAACCUUGGGCAUUAGGCUAUGCAGAGGAGAGGGUGUUCAACAUUAAUCCUGAAAACAUCAAGGAGUUCCUGCGAUGGGAGAUGAUCGAUAAUAGCAUCGUCGAGAUCUUUAUGAGACACUUGUAUGGCUACAUUAGGACCCACGACAUUCGGAAUGUCGGGUUAGUGUGUCCGGACGACCUCCAGCAUAUGGUAAAAAAUGGAAACCGUAAGCCAGUGGAAAGGAUGUUGCUAGAUCAUAAAGAAAAAUCUUGGGUUCUUCUUCCAUUCUUCUGUGAGAGAACGCAUCAUUAUACAUUGAUAGUAAUACGUUAUUAUGAAAAUAAAGUGUAUUACUUCAACUCGGCAUUGGGGAUGGGGACUUCCAAGAAUCUUACACUGAAGAGUUACGUAAACGAAUCUUGGAGGAUCCUUCGAGUACAGGGGAUGGGUUUUCUUAAAAUGAAACCCAUGUGGACUGAUGUCGGUAUCGUACCACAACAACCCGGUGUAACAGAGUGUGGGUAUUAUAUCAUGAGGUUUAUGUGGCUAAUCAUCAGUCUUUGUGCCCGUGAAUCCGUUCCAAUAGAAACGGUGUUCAACUCUUUUGAUCCAUAUACGAUUGAACAACUUGAUGAGUUACGAAAGAUGUGGGCAAACACCUUUCUAGAUGUAACGCCCCAAAACAUACUCUAAAAUUUUUAAUGAAAAAAUAUUCAAUUAGUCAAAUUUGUUUCGAUUAAAAUAAAUAGUUAUUGGGCUUUGGGCCGAAGUGAAAUGUGUUUUGACAUCCAAUAUCACAAAUCAGGAUAAGUCUCAUAGAGAUAAAUCCAAUAUGUUGAGUAUUUGUGUGGUCUUGAUUGGGAACAUAAGUACAGACCCAAAUCAAGAAUAAAUAAAAAAAUUAUUUAUAAAUGAACUUUAAAAUGAUUU